ACAUCAAACGUCAUAAUGCGACUUAUUGUAUCUGUGGAUGAUUGUUGAAAGUAAAUGUUUUUUUCUUGAAUUUUAUUUGUUCAGUAGUUCUUGCGGUGGAUUUUGCAAAUAAUAUUGAAUCGAAAAUAGCCAGUGGAUAUGUGAUUUGACAUUUAAACCAACUGCCGGUCAAUUAGCUUUUAUAUUUUUGUAAUGUUCACGAAUCGGCGUUAUAGGUUAUAAAACAUUCGUCAUCAACCUAUCACCUGGUUAUGCCAAACUUAUUUUUAGCUUCUAAAAAGGCUAAAACGAGGCUGUGUUAAUAGUUAAAAGUGUUAUUUAAUAAACUGACUUUACAUUUGAAGUGAUAAAGUCAAGAAAAUGGGUCUGAUUAUAUCAAGAUUUCGCCGCAAGAAAACAACGAUAGACAUCCUAGAACGACUCGAAACCGAUAUAAAGAGGAUCGAAAGAGAUGGCCAAUACAAGGAACAGACCCACAAGAGGGUCAUUGGAUACAUUAUGGCGUACUCGGUCGGUUUAUACGUCCUGUUUGCCAUUUUAUACUAUUACAUGUACGUUGGAAAGAGUCAGCAUUGGAUGUAUUCUCUUCUGUACGCGUCGCCGCUUCUCGUUCUGCCUGUGUUAGUAAUAUUCCUUAGAUCAGCAAUAUCUUGGUACUACAAUUGGUCGCUAAACAAGAACAGGAUCAAACUAUCGAAGAUGAGAGAAGAGAAAAAGAAGAUAUUGGAAGAAGUUAUGAAUACUGAGACGUACAAAGUUGCAAAAGAGAUCUUAGACAAAUACGGUAGUCCUGAGGAGCAAUCGAAAGCGCUGAAGCCUUUCGUACCAUCGACGAAUGUGCCCGGUAAUACCCCUAGCACGCCGGUCCCAGCGACUCCCGGCCAACUGCGCCAACGUCAGCUGGCGAUGCAGACGUCGACUCCGAUCAACAACAACAGGAUGCUGGUGCCCGUCGUCAACUCGCCCAACUCUGUCUACAAGGGGCCCAGGCUUAGGUCGGAUCAGCUGCCUCGUCCGCUGCCGGAGAGGAACCGCUCUGCUCUAGACAAAGUGGUGGACUUCCUGCUCAAGGACGGGCCAAACCAUCGCAUGGCUCUCAUCUGUUCCGAGUGCUCGUCGCAUAAUGGCAUGGCGAUGGCUGAAGAGUUCGAGUACGUGUCGUACGUGUGCGCGUACUGCGGCCGCCUGAACCCGGCGCGCAAGCAGCGCCCCGCCGCGCCGCUACUGGCCGCCCGACCGCUGCCCGCGCUGCCCAAUACUUCUGUACAGGGAAGCGGCGAUGACUCGUCUCUCGCGAGCUCGGCAAGCGACAGUGAUGACGACAAACACGCCGAUACUGUCAGGCAACAUGGUUCAGAAGGCGAUUCGGAUCGGCCCCCUUCGACAGAAGGGUCCCCGAAACCGGAACAAGACAAGAAAGAAGACUGAGCAACGUCAAUUUGCAACAAUUAUUAUACAAACAUUGCAGUGCAUGCGAGGUAACAUUAGUGCGGUGUGAUUGACAGGGGAAUCUAUACGUUGUGUCUUAGAGAGUAGAGUUCAAUUUUGAUUGGGAUUGUUAAGGUUUUGUGUAUUGGAAUAUGUGACUUAUGUCUUAUAUUUGUAGGUUGAUUUUCGUUGGGAUUACUUGGGGUCUGGUUAGUUCGAUCGUGGUAUAGAAAAAUACGCCUUAUGUGGUAUAGUUAAAAGUUUAAUUUCGAUUGUGUUUGCAAGGGUUCUUGUUACUUUGUUUGUGGGUUCGGAAAAGUGUGAAACAGCUUGAAGAAAUAAGGCAAUUUAAAAAUUAGUUUUGGGGGUCAGUCGUACAGAAAUGUUUGGACAAUUGGGUAAAAGUGAUGUUUUAACAUGGAAUUAGUUUAAUAUUUUGAUGUUUUUAAUUCUAAAUUUCGGUAGUUUGAUUGGUUUUCGAAGUAAAAUACUGUGUGUGAACUAAAUGGGAAAAUGAAUGAAAAACCUUAACAUAAUGUUACUCAAUUUUAAACUUUACACCAUCAACUUAAAACACAUAAUAACCCUGUCAAACACACCGUAAACCGUAUCAUCUACACGGCGGGAUAGACAUACAGAAUUAUCUACAAUAUUUAAUUAUUAUUAUUAAUUUAUUUCUCCUAUUUAUUAUUUAACAAUUAACAAUGUAGUCUCGAAAGAAAGUCUUUAUUGUCUCGAGUUUUAAAUAUAUAAGAUGAGAUCAGAAACGUCAAAAUGUCAGACUGUAGUCUAACAGCCGAAAUUAAUAACUGAUUUCUGGAUUAAAGGGCCCCCAAGCCUUAUAAGUCGGCAACGCAAGUAUAACUUCUUCGGUAUUUCAUGUGUCCAUGAGCCCUUAAAAGUCAAUAUAAAUGUAAUUGCUCUGGUAUUGCGGGUGUUCAUAGGCCCCCAAUUGUUAAAGGUCGGCAACGAAAGUGUAACUCUUUUGGAAUUGUCUGUGUCCAUGGACCCCCAAGCCUUAAAUGUCGGCAACGUAAGUGUAACUCUGGUAUUGCGUAUGUCCAUGGACCCUCAAUCCUUAAAGGUCGGAAACACACUUGUAAUUCCUCUAGUUGUGUGUGAACAUGUAUCCCUAAUCCUUAAAAAUCCGCAACGCACUUGUAACUCUGGUGUCGCAUGUGUUAAUGGGCUCCCAAUCCCUAAAAAUCGGCUAAGCACGUGUAACGCCUCCGGUGUUGCUGGUACGUAUCCUUGGGCGGCGCCGAUUGCCUACCAUAAGCUCGUUAGUGUAACUAUUCUGGUAUUGCGUUUGUCUAUGGACCCCUAAGAACUCUAACUUCCUUAAAGAUUAGCAAAGCACUUGUAACUCUGGUGCUUACCAUCAGGUAAUUCGUCAGCUCGUUUACCCCUAUAAAACAAUCCCAGUUAAGAUUUUGAAUUGAAUUGAAAUCGGUUAUUAAUUUCAGGCUAUAAAAGUGAGACGUAAUCGUCUGAUAUUAUAGCGGUUAGCACAAAAAGAUGAGAGAGGAGAGAAUUACAGAAUUCUGAUUUGUGAAGUCUCAAGCGGUCUCGAAUUCGAUUCCUGGGUUGAUAGCAUGGAGUCUGAAACUGCGUCCCAGUAUCUAGCAAUAGGCUUUUAAAUGGAACUUGAUAAAGUAACUGGUGUUUGCUUUACGUUGAACGAAAACGAGACGAGAGCGCGUUCGGCGCUCUGAUUGGUUGGUUCAUUCACGUCGACCAAUCAGAGCUCAAUCUCAAGCCAAUCAAACUCAUAUUAAAGGUUCAUACGUGAGUAAGAAAGACAUACAAAUCAGAUUUCUGUCUUUAUUAAGAUUGAAAAGCGUUGCAAAAGGUACUACUAGCGUUAGCAUUCGAAACGCAGCGUAGACGUUGCGUAAUCGCAGCGUUUACGCAGCUACAGAUUUUGUUUUCUCACACGUAGACUUUGGUAUUCUAGUAUGAAUGUUGAAAAAUGAUAUUUAUUUGUCAAGAAUUUGAGAUGAAACUUGUAUAGCAUGAUAUAAAAUGGUGUCCAAAUGCAUGUAACAUAAAUGACACCUUAUGUUAAUGUCAAUAAGGUACAAAAUAACAUUUAUCAACAUUUAUCUUGAAUGUAAUGUCUAUUUAGAAUUUGUUUAAACCCUUGAUUUGACGUCGGACAAUAAAUUUGUUGAGAUAUUGUCAUUUUUUGGUGUUGUGCAUAAACCUCUUAGAAUAAAAUGUUAUGGAUGGAUUGAAUUUAUAAUUCGAUGCUGGUGUCAGGUUCGAUGCUCAAUGUAAUACCAAGUAAAGUAAUAUUUGUUUUAAUUUUCAAACCUUUCAUCAUCAUCAUCAUCAUAUCAGUCACAAGACGUCCACUGCUGAACAUAGGCCUCUCCCAAUGACUUCCAGAUAGGCCGGUUGGAAGCGACCUGCAUCCAGCGACUCCCUGCGACCUUAAUCAGGGGCCUUAGUCUGCUAUUACAAUUGUGUCAGAAUGGUCGAUCACUGAGCAGUGCGAGAGGGACGGAGCUAUACAACCUUCAUAGCUCCGUCCCUCUCACAAGGCCCCAGGUCUUGUGUCAGAUGCUUGGCAUGAAACUCGCUUUCUAUUACAUUUCGCCUGAAAGUGGGAAUACGUCUUGAGUUUUAAUAAAGUAAGUUACCUUCCUUCGUAUACUUCCAAUUUUUAUCAAUAUAUUGUCUUUACAUUAUACCUUUUUACGUAGAUAUAUUUUCUUUGUCUCGUACCUACUAAAAUGGGUCCCAAAAAGUAGACAUAAUAAUAAAUGCACAUGUGACGCCUUUGGUGUUGCGGGUGUCCAUGGGCGGUGCUGAUCGCUUACCAUCAAUAAAAAAACAUACAAACAGCCGAACAUAGUACCUCCUCCUUUUUGUGAAGUCGGUAAAAAUUUACUAGUUUGCUCGUUUGCCACUUAUUCCAUAAAAAAACUUCUCAGACUUCUGUAUAAAAAUGUCAUGGUAUUUUAUAAAUUCAAUCCAUCCAUUUUAACUUCCAACGAAUAAAAAAGGGAAUAAGCUUUUUACAAACAAACAAACAAAUAAACAAACAUACAAUAAUAUAAUAAUUUUAAUAAAUAAUACAAUUUACGUGCCUUGUAAACGAUAAAUUAAUUAUUAUUAUCUAUUCAUUUGAGUUUCAUCCGUAGUUAAUAUGGAUAGUUUUAAAUUUAAAUACACAGAUAAUAUUGUACUAGAUACGACAUUGUUUUUGAGACUGGUAAUGCCAUCAGAUGUCAUUAUAUCUGUCGUAGUGGCCCGGAGGUUUAAGACGCCCGCUUCUCAUACAUGAGGGUUCGAAACCUACCAACGGCAAGUACCAAUGUAACUUUUUCCGAGUUAUAUGUACUUUCUAAGAUUAUUUAGACACCAUUGAUUAACGGUGAAGGAAAACGUCGUGAGGAAACCUGGGCUUAUAAUUUCUAAUUAUAAGUUUGAAAUCGUCAACUUGUAUUGAUCAAGCGUAGUGAUUAAUGCUCAAACCUUCUCCGUGUGAGACGAGGCUUUGGUCAGCAGUGGCCACUUAUAGGCUGUUGAUAAGAUUCGGCUAUUUAUAUCAUUCGUAUCUAGUACAAUAUGUUUCUGUGUAAAGUACAACAAAACAAACAAACUGCCCCAUUGAUAGAUUCGCUGUAGUACGUUUAGAUACCAUCUGUAGUUGUCAUCGUGUCGCAUCAUUAUUCGUUUAGCCGUUUCGUAGCUUAGCGGGCGUAGUUGUGAUGGUAAUGUAAUACUUUAAUAAUUCUAUUAGAAACAAUCAAUUUUUUACAUGAUAGGUAAAGUUUAUUGAAUUAUAAAAUUGAUGAAAUUAUUUAUUUCAUAUCGGAUUAAUUAUUAUGUUAUCGGCUUUCUCACGUAACUGUUUAACGAGGAACUCGACUAGUUUUAAGCCAUACUAGAGGCUCAUAUUCAAACAGUUACGUGAGUAAGCCGAUAGCAUAAUCUAUGAAAAAAUUAACCCAAUAAUAAUUAAUAAUGAAAUAAUAAUUCAACUAUUGAAGUUUUGACAUUAAUAACCUUAUUAUGACAUUGAAUAAUGAACACAUAAGUGUAAAAAAUUGAUUGUUUCUUUUCAUAAAAUAAAAUAUUUAGGGCGGCUUGCGCAACAUUUGGUCUAAACAGAAUUUAGUUAAAUGUGUUUAUCUUGCUAAAUAUGUUUAACCUAAAUACAAUUAAAAAUCUCUUGCUCAUGUCCGUAUGGAUGGUAAUUUAACUAAUCAUAGUUAGAGAGUCGGUAAUGCAGUUUCUUGCGUUCCUUUUUACACUUUCGUGCGUUGUAGAUUUGACUUAGAGCAAAAUUGUUGCAUUUCUUAAAACAAAAAUGCGUAAUAUGGACCGACGAACUUUCAACUGACACAUCAAGUCAACCGAGCUGUCACACAUUGUGCUGUUGUGAUUUGUGAAUUGUUCUCGUGGUAUUUUUUAUUGAUUAAUAAUUAUUUUAGUUGAGUCAUAGUUACCAUAAAAAAGUGUUUAUUCUAGGGCCCGGGGCCUAAUAUUACAAAAGAAUAACUGAUAAUACUGCUUGCAGCGAUGGAACCAUAUACCCAUAUUAUUGAGUGCAAAAAGACUGACCAAAUAAAACAGAGUGAAAAGCAAAAUGACUAGGUCAAAAUAGCUAUUAUUUAUUGAAUAUCCAUUAAUAAAAGUACUUUUCCUUACUUGUUGCUAGUUUUUAUUUAUUAAUAUUUAUUGAAUAUCCAUUAAUACAUACAUAUCGUCACGCCUUUAAGCCACACAUUAUGUUUACACCCAAUUUUCACAAUUUAUGUUGUAAGUCCCAUAUAAUGUGUGGUGAGCCUAUUGCCUUAUACCGGGCACAUGUCCAGACUCCGUGCUACUACUGAGAAAUUUUCGAAAAACCGAAAAAAGCCCAGUAAUACUUAGUCCGACCCGGGAGUCGCACUUGCAACCACUCGACCAACGAGGCAGUACAUAUCCAUUAAUAAAAGUACAUUUCCUUACUUGUUGCUGGUUUUUAAAUGUGGGGCUAUUUGUUGUAACAAAAAUAUAGUGGUUUCUUUCGUUAGACGAAACCUUCUGAAGAAUUUGUGGUCUGAAUACAUUCCAAAUAAGUCUGCUCUCUCAAACAAUUCCCUCGGUCUGUUAAUAUAUUCUAUAAUCUCCUCAUCGUCGUCAGAAUACAAUUCCCACAAAUCCAUCUUACAAACUUCCUACCGACCUCUUUACAAUGUUUUAUAAAAUAAUAGUAAAAUGUCUAUAACCUGAAAACUAUGACGCGUGAUUAGUACUAAACGUAUUUAGCGAAGCUAAAUAGCCAUCUUUGGGUAUUUAACUUUGACAGUUCGAUAAAUAUGAUUAGUGCCUAAAUUUUUGUUGUGCAAGACGCUAAAUGUAAUUAGCAGACUAAAUGCGUUUACGUCACUCUUAAACUGUAUUUAGCGACGAUGCGCAAGCCGCCCUUAUUGUGCUAUUUAAUAGUAAAAGGAGUUUGGAAAUUAAUUUAUACAUAAUUUCAUAGUAAGCACUCGAAUCGAAUCUUCAUAGAUUUAGGCUCGAAUACUCAAACGCUACUUAAUUUAUAGACACGUUUAGAAAACUUGUAUGUGUGGGAGAGCCAUGCUUCAGCACGAAUGAGCCGGCUCGACCGGAGUGAUACCACGGCCUCACAGAAAACCGACGUGGAACAAUGUUUGCUUUCUGUUUCGUUGUGUGAGUGAGGUUAUCGGAGGCCCGGAAAACGUACAGCCGGUUGUACUGAAUCUAGGAAGCUGAAACAUAGCAAGUAUUGUCCUUAGGAAGUGUGAAGAAGCACUUAGAAGGGAUUAUUAACCUUUUUAAUGAGGGGGAAAAUUAUCUAAUGACUUCUGACGCAAAUAUCAGAGGUAUCCCAAUAUUUAAGCACAUACAACUUAAAAUUAAGUAGCAUUUCAGUAUUUGGGCGUUAACUAGACAUUAUUUAUUCAGUUCUUGGCUGGUACUUAAUGUAAGUAGGUGUAGCUAUUUAUUUACCGAUCAACCAGGGACGUACUAAGGUCGGUGUGGGGCCCCCAUAAUGAGAAGCGUAUAACGAACGGGCCCCUGCUAGAUAAUGCUUAUGUUGCUUCUAAAAUGGUUAAUAGCUAAUAAAUAUGCAUUUUGUCUAUUAAAUAAAUGCAAUAAUGUGCCAAACUAACACUUCUUUUUCACACAACUAAAAUCAUGACAAAUAUACUGUAUUGUGAUGAAAUAUAUUAAUUAUUAGCUACGUUAUUACGUCCCUGGAUCCAAUGCCUUCCAUCUUCCACGUGAUUUAAGAGCAACAAAAAUAAUGUGUGAAUUUAGUAAAAAAUAUAUCCAAAUGCCUCAUUACAAUUUUUUCCAAACAGAAAAUUGCUUAUGUAGGCCCCAAAAACAAGGAUUUUUUUUACUUAAAAUAACUAUGUAGGAGUUUUUAUUGUAAUUCAAUUGGAAAAGUAACUGAUAAGUUGGUUUUUACAAUUUUUAUUUUCUUUUUAAAAACAUUGAUGAUUUGUACAGGUUUUUCUUUUUUAUUUAAGAGAUGUAGUUAUUUUUUUCUUUCUUUUCGUAAUUUGGUAAGGGAUUUCGUUUGAUUAAUAUUAUUGUAGUAAUUAUUAAAAUUUCUCUUUGUUUAGGCAUUAAAUACAUUUGAUGUGUUCUUUGUACGAAAAAUUCCAUUUUAUUUAUUAACAGAACUAACAAAAAUAUGUUUCAGACAUUUUGAAAAUAGCGGUGGAUUUGUAGACAAGUGUCAUCGUCACACAAAUUAAAAAACUAACGAGUCAGUGCUACCAACUUAACGGUAACACCGCUAAAUUCAAAAUGGCUGCCUUUCGCAGAAGCGUAUACUCAAAAUGCUUUUUUUUCUAGUCAAAAUACUAAUUUGCGUUUCGAAAUCAAAGAUGAUCGCUGCAUUUAUCUUUAAAGUUGUCAAAUGUCAUAGUUAUGUCAUAAUAUUAUAUGACAUCAGAUGGAAAGUUGUAAUUAAAAUCUAUAAAAGUGAUUUUCGUGUUCAAAACUGUUUUGCAAUUUAAAAUAUUUGACCAUUGUUAUGUUUGGAGUCAUUUACAGAAAUAUUUAAUUAAUUAUAUUGGCAUAAACACCAAGUUUUGUAAACAAAUGUGGUAUACAGACAACAUAUUAUGGUAAUAAUUUAAGAUUUUAUUAACAAAACUAAGGUCGAGAUAAAACUGUUAUUUAAGUGUGAUUUCGCUAAGAAUUUUACUUUUUGUGGUUAAAAUGGAAGAUACAAAAUGCUAGAGAAAGUCAAAUGUCAUUAAAAAAAGAUUAUCAGCCUUAUUAUUUUAUAAUAACGUUGAAAAUCUAUUAGAAAAAUCUCUGCGUUAAUAUCUUAUUCAAAUGUCACAUAUACUUUCAUUAAUUUGUUUUAUCUCGACUUUUAUUUUCAUAAACCUUACACUACAAACCCUAAAUGGUUUCUCGAUAACGUGUUCCUCUGUUAUUUAGAUAUGAAAUAUUUCAUUAGUUUUAAAUAAACUUUGUUUUGUAACCCUAGACAUUCCCAAAUUAACAUUUUUGGCAUUCAUAGAAUAAUUUGUAUCGUAAAAUAGGUUUUAUCCAUGGAGUUUUUUUUUAUAUUUUAUUAAUAAAUUAGUCAUUUAUGUUAUGUUAUGUGUAAUGGAAAUAACAUUUAUUGUAACAUGAACGAUUCUUAUAAUUGAUAAUACAAAUUUUUGCACGCAAUUAGGAAUAGGUGAUUAUUUUUUAUUUGUAAAAUGGCUGUUUGUAAAAGACAUUUUAUAUUUUCGUAAUUCAAAGAUGGCGUUCCUAUGGUAUUGUAUCGAUACCGGCCAUUUAUUAAUUAAUUUCUUUAUAAAGAUGAAUAAUAAGCAAUAAUAAAAUUAAUCGAAGCCAUUUUACAAACAAAAAUGUUGUUAUUACGAAUAAAUUCCUAUUCCAAUCACAAGUUUGACAAUAUAAUGAGUAUCAAAACCUCCUUGGUUACCGGUUAUGGCGGAAAAUGAAAAUUAAAAAGUAAAGAGCGUUGUGGUAUGUGAAGAAUUCUCAUGAUAUUGUAAAUAAUGUGAGUCAAGCGAAUAGUGUUGUUGAAUUUGUUAUUUAUUGCUUGUAUCGUUGAUUAGCUAUUUUAUAAUGGAACUAAUAUACAAGUACCCAGUUA
This is a messenger RNA of Spodoptera frugiperda (fall armyworm), 9529 nucleotides long. RefSeq names its product endoplasmic reticulum junction formation protein lunapark-B (gene Lnpk). The record is from RefSeq and is a predicted model, not a curated record. Gene Ontology annotation, biological process: endoplasmic reticulum tubular network organization. NCBI's taxonomy places the organism in Eukaryota, Metazoa, Arthropoda, Insecta, Lepidoptera, Noctuidae. The transcript has 9 exons. Gene Ontology annotation, cellular component: endoplasmic reticulum tubular network. Bases 361 to 1428 code for a protein of 355 amino acids.